AUGGAUGCCGCUAAUGAAGUGACGCUUGAGGAGUCUAUAAAGCUCUGUGGACUAGAGUACAUAAAAGCAGUCAUCUAUACCUGUGCUGGCCCCAGGUAGAGAAGGCACCCGGAAGGAAUCCCUCAAAGUCAAGAAGAAACUACUUCUAACUUCCAGAUGAGCACGAAUGAAGUUUUGGAGGAAAGCCUGGUGCAACACUUUCCGCAGGUGGAUUCCUCAGGAGAGAAGAGACUUCAGGAUGAACAGCUGGCCAAGGGCUUUGGGGCUCAAAGAAGCUUUGGGGCUCUUGUCAGGACAAGACUUACAGACAUUGUGCUGCACUGAUGGCUUUUCCGUGACUGCACGCUCUUUAAGACAAGAGCAGAUGCGCAAUGAAGGUAGAGCUUUGAGCAUCGCUUAAUCACGGUGUUUUACUGCUCAGUACAACACUUGCAUUGUGUUAUGAAAAUAAUAGUUUUGGGCUAGGCAAUCUUUCUUUCCUAAAAGUUGUGGAUCAAUAGUUAAAACCACAAUGAAGUGUAUUUUCUCUCUUUGCCAAAGUGAAUGCACUGUUCUUUUCAAAUUUUAACUAAUCUUUUGAAAUUUUAAAUGCUGUGCAAAAUUGCAGUUAAAAUGCCAUAAACCAAGCUCACUGUGAUUUUCUUCUUGUAAAAAAUUUUAAAAUAACUUUAAAACAGUAAGCAGAUUAUGCUGAUGGUAGGAAAAUGUUAAAAAAUAAGCAUAAAAAGAAAAUAAAAAUCAACUCUUACCUCAUCAUCCAGAAAUAACUAUCCACUCUUAACUUUUGGGUUGCUGUAUAUUAUUAACUGAGAAUUUAAACAUUGUUUCAUGGUCAAGUAUAAGAAUCUAAACAAAGUACUUUUUCUCAAAACAUCUUUAAGUGCUCAGUAAAUGUUUCCUAAUAUGCAGCCCUUCUACUUGAGGAUAGCUGGAGACAUAUGUGUAUCAGUUAGAUCUCCCUAAAACCCAGAGAAUAUUUGAGUAAUGAGCUCCUUCCUAUAGUCUGGGCUGCUUUGGUUUUGCCUUCCUACUGCUGAGAUAAAAGGACAUUGUGUUGGGGCACCUGGGUGGCUCAGUCUGUUGAACC
Lynx canadensis (Canada lynx) is the source of this 1087-nucleotide messenger RNA. It is a transcript of the gene INSL5, whose product is annotated as insulin like 5. NCBI's taxonomy places the organism in Eukaryota, Metazoa, Chordata, Mammalia, Carnivora, Felidae. Gene Ontology annotation, biological process: positive regulation of feeding behavior. The record is from RefSeq and is a predicted model, not a curated record.